This is a messenger RNA of Triticum urartu, 1191 nucleotides long. RefSeq names its product BTB/POZ and MATH domain-containing protein 2-like. Gene Ontology annotation, molecular function: protein binding. The record is from RefSeq and is a predicted model, not a curated record. Lineage: Eukaryota; Viridiplantae; Streptophyta; Magnoliopsida; Poales; Poaceae. Gene Ontology annotation, biological process: protein ubiquitination.
AUGGCCUUCGCUGGCGUGUCUCUCGUCGCCGACGGCAGGCUGUGCGCCUCCACCGACUCGGUCUUCGACUCCGGCGCCGACAGCGGGUACCACUUGCUCGUUGUCGAAGGCUACUCACGCACCAAAGAGACAACUCCCAAAGACGAGUACAUCAUGUCUCGUCCUUUUAUGGUUGGAGGCCGUCGCUGGAAGGUCCGCUACUACCCUAAUGACUUUGGCUCUGAAUUCUCUCGCUUUGGCGAAAAUGAUGGCCAAGAGUGUAUCUCGGUUUUCCUUGCCCACGAUGAAUAUCUCAUAAACGAGGUAAAGGCUCACGUUGCCUUCAGCUUCAUUGGCCAGCCUGAGUUGCGAGUGCCAAACCUCAUUCGUCAAAAGCACCCAUGUUGCUUCUAUGAUGGCUGCUGUUUUACUGAUCAUCAGAUAGGAGGAUUUCUGACAAGGGAGGCUUUCGAAGCAUCAAGCCAUCUCAAGAAUGACAGCUUUGUCAUAUGGUGUGAUGUCAUUGUCCUCGAGAGGAAUGAUGAAGAUGACGAUGAGGACUAUUAUGAAGAGGAGGAGCACGAGCGUGCUCGUCCGUUCAUCAAAUUGCCACCGUCCGACUUGCCAAGCCAUUUCAGUGACCUGCUCCUAAACAAGGAGGGUGCCGACAUUACAUUCGAGGUUGGCGGCAAGAAGUUAUCUGCACACCGCUGCAUGCUUGCAGCCCGAUCUACCGUCUUCAAGAAACAGCUCUUUGGCGUUGCUGCGCCAAGUGUCGAGAAGAUAGAUGGCAUCGAAGCAAAUGUCUUCGAGGGCCUGCUUACUUUCAUCUACACUGACGGAAUGCCUGACUUUGAGGAUGCAAUGCCUAUUUGGUUGCUGAAUAGUGAGAAUGGUGAAAAGUAUGGAACAUGGCUGCUGCAGUUGCUUGAAGCCGCGGAAAGAUACGAUCUCCAAAAGUUGAAGUUGAUCUGUGAAGAGAAGUUGGCCAAUCUGAUAUGCAAGCGCACGGUGGCAGGCAUUAUUGUCGUGGCUGAGCGGAGACGAUGCCGCUGGUUGAAGGAGGCCUGCUUGGAGUUCAUCAAAACUCACACGAGUUUGCACAAUGCUUUUACGGCGGAUGCCCUGGAGCAGAUAAUCAGGACCUGCAGCCCCUCCGUUCUCGAGGAGCUCAUUUCCACAUUUGCUACGCAAAAAAGUGCUGGUUCGUAA